AUGGCGUCCCUGAAGAAGCUCACACUCGCUCUUCUGUCCAGCAUCAUCAUGGCAUCAUCAUCCCUCGCCAUCGCCAGCGCCGUGGGCACAACCACCAGCACCCAAACGGCCGCCUGUCCCACCGGCACAACCCCAGCCUCCAUCUACGCGCCCACAAUGCACUACCUGCACCCGGCCGAGCCGGACCUCGCCGACGGCCCCGUCUCGGAGCUGCACAUCCAGCGACAGGGCAACGCGUCCACGCUCGAGCAGGUCGCCAUCUUCAGCGGCAUCCCAGCGCGCGCCAAGACGUGCACGCUGAAUUGGGCGCAGGCGGACCUCGGCGGGCGGCACUUCGCCGUCGAUGCUAAUGGGCUUCUGGAGGUGCUGCAGCUUUCCUCCCUACCCCUACCAUCAGACAGUAAUGCUCUCACGGCGGCGUCGGUGGCGCCGUUUGUCGACGCCGCGACGGCCGCUGGGAACGUGGUGUUGCAUCCCGACACGACGGGGUGGGACAGUCCGGCCUACGGUGUUGGGACGCAUAUUGCGGGGUUUGUCGACUGUGCUGAGGAGAUCUAUUUGAGGGUUGCUGUUGAUGGAAGGAUGGGCAGGGCGAGUGAUGGACAUGUUUAUCUCGGGCAGGACUUCCAGAAUGGGCUGUUUGUUACUUCCACUUGCUAA
Molecule: messenger RNA, 660 nt
Organism: Anthostomella pinea
Lineage: Eukaryota; Fungi; Ascomycota; Sordariomycetes; Xylariales; Xylariaceae
Source: the annotation of a GenBank genome assembly